This is a messenger RNA of Thalassophryne amazonica, 924 nucleotides long. RefSeq names its product serine/threonine-protein kinase Nek2-like. Lineage: Eukaryota; Metazoa; Chordata; Actinopteri; Batrachoidiformes; Batrachoididae. The record is from RefSeq and is a predicted model, not a curated record. The transcript is spliced from 6 exons. Gene Ontology annotation, molecular function: ATP binding; protein kinase activity. The coding region runs from base 1 to 924 and encodes 307 amino acids. Gene Ontology annotation, biological process: protein phosphorylation.
AUGUCCACACGUCAACAUGACAGGCUCCUCCAAGAGGUGGCGCUCUUGAAGAAGUUCAACCACCCAAACAUUGUACAAUGUUAUGAUCAGUUCUUAAACAAGAAUAAGAAACAGGUCUACAUUAUGAUGGAGUACUGUGAGAGUGGAGAUCUGUCUCGCCUCAUCGAACAUGCCAUCAAGAAAGGAAAGUCAAUAAAAGAAGAAUUCAUUCUUCAGGUUUUGGUGCAACUUGCCUCAGCACUGAAGCACUGCCACAGACGUCCUGAUGGGAGUGUUGUGCUGCACCAGGACCUGAAGCCAGAAAAUGUUUUCCUCCAAAAGAACCUCACCGUCAAGCUCGGUGAUUUUGGGCUGGCAGAGAUCCUUCCCACCAAGAACGACUGUUCACAGUCAACAGCUGGGACUCCACUGUACAUGUCUCCAGAAAAAACAAAUGGCAAAGUUUACAACGAGAAGUCGGACAUCUGGUCUCUGGGGUGUCUGAUUUACUACCUGUGUGCCUUAAAGCAUCCAUUUAGUGAUGAUGGAGGAAAAAAUCUCUCAGACCACAUCAACAGUGGGAAGUUCAAAAGAAUCCCGUCCUGCUAUUCGGACAAGCUGGACUCCCUCAUCAGGGACAUGCUGCAAAUCUGUGUGAGUCACACGUUCAUCUACUCUGCUGCUAUUUCAGACAUUUCUUGUCCGUCCUCUACGGAGGACUUGAGGUCCUCAGCUGAGGACAUCCUCAGCAGAUGCCUGCAGACUGAGAAGGCUGCUGAGGAAAAAAGAUCACACAGUCCUGAUCAGCCGCCUGCAGACGUCAGGCCCAAAGAGGAGGAAGUCCAGAAACCUCCAAAGAGAAAACGGAAGCUGGAGUCUGACCACAGUCAAAAAUCGAAGCGGAGGCGGAAAGGUAAUUUCUACCUGCCCGGCGUUUCCGCCUGA